This is a messenger RNA of Sceloporus undulatus (fence lizard), 11733 nucleotides long. RefSeq names its product protein tyrosine phosphatase receptor type G (gene PTPRG). Gene Ontology annotation, biological process: protein dephosphorylation. Bases 270 to 4907 code for a protein of 1545 amino acids. The transcript has 31 exons. Lineage: Eukaryota; Metazoa; Chordata; Lepidosauria; Squamata; Phrynosomatidae. The record is from RefSeq and is a predicted model, not a curated record. Gene Ontology annotation, molecular function: protein tyrosine phosphatase activity; protein binding.
UCUGGAUUGUUUCUCCUAAAAAGAGAGCGAGCCCUUCCUUCCUUCCUUCCUUCGGUUUCUGGCAGAAGGGAAGAGGGCAGCCCUCUGGGCAAGUUGAUUCUUUCCUUUUCCUUCUUCUUCUUUCGGGGUGUGUGUCUGGCUCGGUCUGGCUAGAAGCCCCGCUUUCCCCUCCUCUCCCCUCUUGCCUUGAAAGAAAAGAAGGAGAGAAAGAGCGAGAGAGAGAGAGAGAGCAGCCCCCCUCUGCCUUUUUUCGAUGUUCGGCUUUGGACAUGCGGAGGCUACUGCAACCGUGUUGCUGGAUCUUGGGCUUCAAGAUCGCCCUCUCGGCGCUGCAGUCCGUGGUCUGCCUCCCCGCUUUGACUGAAGGUUAUGAUGGCUCCCUUCAUGAGAGCAGACAUGGCAGUUCAGUGCAGAUCCGGCGGCGGAAGGCAUCUGGGGAUCUUUAUUGGGCAUACUCAGGUGCAUAUGGUCCUGAGCACUGGGUUACUUCAAACAUGGACUGCGGAAGAACUCACCAGUCUCCAAUAGAUAUCAUAGAUCAUCAAACACAUGUUGGAGAAGAAUAUCAAGAAAUACACCUGGUUGGUUUUGAUAAUGAAUCUUCAAACAAGACUUGGAUGAAAAAUACAGGAAAAACUGUUGCUAUCCUCCUCAAAGAUGAUUACUUCAUCAGUGGUGCUGGACUACCAGGCAGAUUCAAAGCUGAGAAAAUUGAAUUUCACUGGGGUCAGAGUAAUGGAUCAGCAGGCUCAGAACACAGCAUCAAUGGGAGAAGAUUCCCUGUUGAGAUGCAAAUUUAUUUCUAUAAUCCUGAUGACUUUGACAGCUUUGGAUCAGCUGUCCAAGAGAAGAGAAUAAUAGGAGCUAUGGCAGUAUUUUUUCAGGUCAAUCAGAGGGACAAUCCAGCACUGGAACCUAUUAUCCAUGGGUUGAAGGGUGUCGUACAUCAUGAGAAAGAGACCUUCUUGGAUCCUUUUGUGUUAAGGGAUAUCCUGCCUGCAUCUUUGGGAAGUUACUAUCGGUAUGCAGGGUCCCUGACGACCCCGCCCUGCAGCGAGAUUGUGGAAUGGAUAGUUUUUCGCAUGCCAGUCCCCAUCUCUUAUCGCCAGCUGGAAGCAUUUUAUUCCAUAUUUACCACGGAACAGCAAGACCACGUCAAAUCCGUGGAGUAUCUGAGGAAUAAUUUCCGGCCUCAACAGAGCCUGAACAACAGGGUGGUUUCCAAGUCUGCUGUGAAGGAUGCUUGGAACCAAGUCACAAGCAGCAUCUUCGAAAAUCCACUUGGUACUGAAGCCUCCAAAGUUUGCAGUACUCCUCCUGUCAACAUGAAAGUGAAAUCAGUGAACAGAACAGCCUUACUGGUUACCUGGAAUCAACCAGAGAUGAUCUAUCACCCUCCCAUUAUGAACUAUAUGAUUUCCUACAGCUGGACUAAAAAUGAAGAUGAAAAGGAGAAGACUUUCACCAAGGACAGUGACAAGGACCUGAAAGCCAUCAUUAGCCAUGUCUCACCUGACAUCCUUUAUCUGUUCAGAGUUCAAGCAGUUUGCCGAAAUGACAUGCGCAGUGAUUUUAGCCAGACAAUGCUUUUUCAAGAUAACACAACUCGAAUUUUCGAAGGGACCAGAAUAGUAAAAACAGGAGUGAAUAAUGGGCACAAUGGAGUGUUUGGAAAGAAAAGGAAAACAAAAGGAAAAAAGAGCCGAGGUAGCAUGUCAGGUACCUCUACUGAUGCUCUCUCUGGUGUGUUUUCUUCUCUUGUUCCCCCUGGUGAUUUCUUCAAGCCUACAGCUUCGCCGGCACCUUCAGCCGAUAUGGCUCCCAUCAGUUCUGGGUCUUCUACUUGGACUUCCUCAGGCCUCCCCUUUUCCUUUGUGUCGAUGGCGACUGGGAUGGGGCCUUCCUCCAGUGGAAGCCAAGCCACGGUGGCUUCAGUGGUCACCAGCACCUUGCUUGCUGGUCUUGGGUUUAGCGGGAGUGGCAUUUCCUCUUUUCCCAGUACUGUUUGGCCAACUCGUCUCCCUACAUCUGCUUCUACUAAUAAACCGUCAGCAAGGCCAGUUGUGGCUACCACUGAGGCAUUAUCCUCUCCGGCACCAGACAGUGAUUCUGCUCUCACAAAAGACAAUGAAGGAGCAGAGGAUGGAGAAAAGGAUGAGAAAAGUGAAAGUGAGGAUGGUGAAAGAGAGCAUGAGGAAGAAAGGGAAAAGGAUUCGGAAAAGAAAGAAAAGAGCGCUGCAACAGAGGCUGCCGAUGUAGAAAAUAACAAUGAGGUUACAAACACCACUCUCACUCCCAAUAGAACUAUGGAGGAGGGAGGGAAUAAAACCAUACCUGAUCAAGAGCAAAGCCAAAACAUUCUCCCAACGGGUAGGACGCCCAGAGGAGAAGGCGUUACAGAAACAGACACUAAUUUCCAAACAAUCUCUUCCACCCAAGUGCCACCACCAGCAUUCACAAAUGAACAAUAUACUCGUGAAAUUUCAAGAAGACCCGAGACAGCAUCAGUGACAACUUUACCAAAAGACAACAGAUUUAUUACCAUUAACCCAGCAGACAAGAAUAUUUCCAGUAUGGCAACCAGACCAGCUCCUGGAAAAAUGGAAUGGAUCAUUCCCCUCAUCGUAGUCUCAGCCUUGACAUUUGUGUGCCUCAUACUUCUUAUUGCUGUGCUAGUCUAUUGGAGAGUGAGUAACAAAAUAAAGUCCAAGGGCUUACCCCGCCUUUUCCAUGAAGUCUCUUCUUCUCAGGACAGAGGAAAGAAGGGGAACAGAAAAUGUUUCCAGACAGCUCACUUCUACGUGGAAGACAGCAGUUCACCUCGAGUGGUGCCAAACGAAACCAUUCCCAUUAUUCCCAUUCCAGCAAGAAAUGAAGAGGACAGUGAAGAAGAAACAGACCAAGAUGAGCCAGAACAGAUAGACCAAGAUGAGCCAGACCAAGGGAAUGGGGAAAAGAUAGAGGAAAAUCCAAACUGGGAAAGAAGGACAUCGCCGAUGGAAUACAUUUGGGGCCAGGAAGAUACUCGUACUUUGUCUCUGCACGAUGACAUGGAAGCCAUUCCUGUCAAACAGUUUGUUAAGCAUAUCAGUGAACUAUAUGCCAACAACCAGCAUGGAUUCUCAGAAGACUUUGAGGAAGUGCAGCGUUGUACAUCCGACAUGAACAUCACUGCUGAACAUUCCAAUCACCCCGACAACAAGCACAAAAACAGAUAUAUCAACAUUUUAGCAUAUGAUCACAGUAGAGUGAAGCUAAGACCUUUACCAGGAAAAGACUCGAAGCACAGUGACUACAUUAAUGCCAAUUAUGUUGAUGGUUACAACAAAGCAAAAGCCUACAUUGCCACCCAGGGACCUUUAAAGUCGACAUUUGAAGAUUUCUGGAGAAUGAUUUGGGAGCAAAACACUGGAAUUAUCAUCAUGAUUACAAACCUUGUGGAAAAAGGAAGAAGAAAAUGUGACCAAUACUGGCCAACAGAAAAUAGUGAAGAAUAUGGCCACAUCAUUGUCACACUGAAGAGCACAAAAGUACAUGCUUGCUACACAGUCCGACGUUUCACAAUCAGGAAUGCAAAAAUGAAAAAGGGGAACCCUAAAGGACGUCAGAAUGAAAGGACAGUCAUUCAGUACCACUACACACAGUGGCCUGACAUGGGUGUGCCUGAAUAUGCACUGCCCGUGCUGACAUUUGUGAGAAGAUCCUCUGCAGCAAGAACUGCUGACAUGGGCCCAGUGAUCGUGCACUGCAGUGCUGGUGUUGGCAGGACUGGUACCUACAUUGUUAUAGACAGUAUGCUGCAACAGAUAAAAGACAAAAGCACAGUGAAUGUCCUGGGUUUCUUGAAACACAUCAGGACACAGCGCAACUACCUCGUCCAGACAGAGGAACAGUAUGUUUUUAUUCAUGAUGCCUUGCUGGAAGCCAUUCUUGGGAAAGAGACUGAAGUUUCUGCCAACCAGCUACACAGCUAUGUAAAUAGCAUCCUCAUACCGGCAAUUGGAGGCAAGACUCGGCUAGAGAAACAGUUCAAGCUGGUUAUGCAGUGCAAUGCAAAAUAUGUGGAGUGCUUCAGUGCUCAGAAGGACUGCAACAAGGAAAAGAACAGGAACUCAUCAGUAGUGCCAUCCGAGCGAGCAAGGGUGGGACUAGCGCCAUUACCUGGAAUGAAGGGAACUGAUUACAUUAAUGCCUCUUAUAUCAUGGGCUACUACCGGAGCAACGAGUUCAUCAUAACACAGCAUCCCCUGCCACACACAACUAAAGAUUUCUGGAGAAUGAUCUGGGAUCACAAUGCACAGAUCAUUGUCAUGCUUCCAGACAACCAGAGCUUAGCAGAGGAUGAGUUUGUGUACUGGCCGAGUCGGGAAGAAUCCAUGAAUUGCGAGGCAUUUACUGUGACCCUUAUCAGCAAAGACAGGCUGUGCCUCUCUAAUGAGGAGCAGAUCAUCAUCCAUGACUUUAUCCUUGAGGCUACUCAGGAUGACUACGUGCUGGAAGUCCGCCAUUUUCAGUGCCCUAAAUGGCCAAACCCAGAUGCUCCAAUAAGCAGUACCUUUGAACUUAUCAAUGUAAUCAAGGAAGAGGCCUUAACAAGAGAUGGCCCCACCAUUGUUCAUGAUGAGUAUGGAGCAGUGGCAGCUGGAACAUUAUGUGCCCUUACCACUCUAUCCCAGCAGCUGGAGAAUGAAAAUGCAGUUGAUGUUUUCCAGGUGGCAAAGAUGAUCAAUCUGAUGAGGCCUGGAGUAUUCACAGACAUUGAGCAGUACCAAUUUCUUUACAAAGCAAUGCUAAGCCUGGUCAGCACUAAGGAAAAUGGAAAUGGCCCCAUGGCACUGGACAGAAAUGGUGCUGUUAUGGCCAAUGACGAAUCAGAUCCUGCAGAAAGCAUGGAAUCUCUUGUCUAAUUGGAAUAUGGAAAAGGCACUUAAUUUGUGGAAUUUCUGAAGACUGAGUGUACUUUUUUGAGGCCUUUUUUGCCAGACUCUAGGUUAUACAAUAACCCAAUUACUUUUUUACACUGAUAAAAAGUUUUGAUAUUUAUUUUUGCCAUUUUAUGUCUUAAUGGUAUCCUACUGAGCAUUUGCACCUCUGUUUAUUUCACACGGUGAAACGCAAUUUUAUCUAGUUUGCACUAUAUGAUCAGUGUUAACUGCCUAUAAGGUUGUAAUACAAAAGCAAGCAAAGAAACCCUGAUGACAUUCCAUGACAACAAACAUGCUACUCAUUAGUUGAAAUGCCAUGAAGUUUGUUAAUUACUAUGAGCCUUGACUCUUAAGUCUUGAAUGCUAGACCAGGAUUCUUUUUUUAUUUACAACAGAAAGCUGUACCCUUCAACCCCAACCAAUAUGUACUUGUUUAGUUUUCAGAUAACUUUGGUAAUUGUUAUAGGUUUUCUAUAUUCCAGUAACACGGAUGAGUGUUCUUUACUUUUGGGGGGUGAAAAUGGUGGGAUGAUCACUAGCUAGACUGAAGUGCAGUAGCUUCUGGAGACUGAAUAACUGCUUUACAUUUUCUUGGCUUUCUCAUUUACAUGGAGACGUAUGGAUUGAUUUCUAUAUAACUCAUAAAAUUACAUUCCCCAAACAGAGGGCAACUCAGAUGACUCAGUCUCAGUUAACUUCACUGAGUCCCCAGUUGUUCUUAAUAAUAUUUUUAUUUCAAUAUGGGAAAUAUUUUGAUCAUGUUUCCAUCAUAGACAAUUUAAUAACAGUGCAACAAUGUACAAUCAAAUCAUUUUAUUCUGAAAGCAUUUAGGUGGCAAUAUUUCCAGUUACUACACUAUUCACAAUUUUACACAUGUAUUUCCUUAAUUCUUCUGGAACAGGACCUCUGUCUUAACAGUAUGUUACAUGAUGGAGAGUGGAGUUUCUUAAUUUCAUAGCUGUUAGAUGCUGUUUUUAUGGGUGUAUAAUUUUCAUACUUUAGUGCUAAAACAUACUGAUCCAUAUAACUGGUGAAGCAAUCUAAUAAAAAAACUACCUAUAACAUUACACUCUUCCUCUUUUUUUUGGAAACCAAAUUUAGCAUAUAUCUCCUGACUUCAUAGUCUCAUUCCCAUAUACUACAUGUUGUACAGCACUAUCCUACAGCACAAUCCUAUACACAUCUACUCAGGUCUAAGUCACACUGAGUCAAUGGGCCUUACUCCAGGUAUGUGUACAGGAUUGCAGCCUUAAUCUCUUUCAAAUACAAGGAAACUCAUUACCACUCAUUAGCCAAAAAUUUAUAUUCUUAUUUCAGAUUAUUUUAAGAUGCUGUUUUCAGACACUUCUUUCAAAAUUAUCUGUGUAACUUAGGUGUUUACAUUCUAAGAAGGGGAACAAAAUGAAUUAUAAUAAAGCACUUGGUUGCAUUGCCAAAGCCAUCUGCAGUCACUGUUAAAACAAUCACAAUAAAUGCCCACUAGAGAAAUAUUAGAAGAAUGGACCUAGCUGUCAGUGAGCAGAACUCAAUAUAACUAGCAGCACAUAUUUUAAUGGCUAAAAUGUAUUAUGGCUGCCCAAAUUAAUCCAAUAUAAGCAGUUAGUGCUCUGAGUUUCACCCUAAAUGGCUUUCUUUGAGAAAGAUCCCCCCACAUACACAUAUAGGUAGGCCUAGACUACCAUUCUCCUUCUAGUGGUCAUGUUUUCCUACCCUGUCACUCACUCACACACACAUACACACAGCUCUGAAAUGUUACAUACACAUUUUUACUACGCCAGUGAGAACGAGGUCACUGUGUGUCUUACUAACUCCAUAUAAUUUUCUCUACAGCCAAAUCCACCUUUUGUUUAAAAAUUAAGCAAUGAAAAAAUGGAAGGGAUGGUGUUUACUGUGAAUAAUCAUUCUUGGAUGACAGGAAGAGCAAUCCAUGUACUCUUGGGUUAUUCUCCACAUUGUUAACUGAUGUGGGGGAUAACCCAAGAGAACAUGGAUUGCUUCUCCAUACCUUUUAUAGAAUGUAACAUUUUCUAAUGACUGAAAAGCAUUAACACUUACAAAAUUAUUUGCAUUGACCAGCCCCAAACAGUGGUACAAAAAUGUUCUGGAAUAUUACAUGAGUUGCUAUUGUGCAAAUAUUGGGCAUCUUAAUCAUUACAAUGUUGCACUGUACUCUCUGCAAAUUUAUGAGAUACUACAUUAGGGUAAAAAUAUUUAUCCAGAAUAAAAUGUGCAUACAUUUAGGCAAUGCUAAUAUAACUGGCCAGCACUCAGUUGGACAAAGAAAAUGGUGGUCUGGCAUAUGACAUCUGUAGAAGAUAUUUCCUAUUAUUUUAUGGGUUUCUUCUUAACAGUUCAAGAUUGCACCAGAGAGCCACACUUUGUCAUGAAACAUGAGGUAAUCUGGAACAGAUUCAAAAUUUGGAGUUGUUGCUAUUGCCACAGGAGCUGAAUUUUGUGCCCUAGUCUCACCUCAGUCCUAUUUAAAUAUUGUAUUUUCUUUAGCAAAUGCAUACUUGUUGAAAAAACCUUUUGCCAAAUUGUAAUGAGGUAUGUAAAGAAUCAAACAAGCAGGGAAGCUGACCCACAAAGUAACAACUAUGUACUUAAAAUGAUCCACUAAACAGUGGCUUGUAAUUAUUUGUAACCAUAUAACCAUGCUCCUCUCUCAUACAUUAUGCCCAUUUUAAAAUUUUGAUGAAAUUAUUAAUGCAGCAUUCAAGAAACUACAAUGCAAAGCCACAGAAAGGUCCUACUUCUCUUUUUGGCAAAUCCAUUAAGAAAGAAUUUACUCUGAGAUUGAGGUUUAUGGGAUUCUUUGUGUAUACUGGAGAACCAUAAACACAGAUGCUUUGGUGUCUCCUUCCCCCCAUCAAUAGAUUGCAUUAAGAUGGUCAUAACUCACAUUGUCUUUCCAGAAGCUACACUCUGCCCUGAAUCUCCCCUUUCAAGCUCUGCCCCCUGUAUGGCUUCUGCUAUGACUGAGAGGCACACUGUUUGCACUGGCAUCAGGGACUGCAGUGCUUCCAUUGCUGGCAAUGGGCACUGCUUCAGGAAAUUACAACUUUUGAGCAUGAAAUGAAUAUUGAUCACGUCACAUCCCAAAUUUUGUGGCCAGAAAUGACUGGCUCAGUGUGUUAAAGAGGUGUUUUGGUGGGUUGAUUUUUCCCCAAGUUUAUUUGAAUUUGUUGGUAACUUUUCAUUUUAAACUUGUUUUGUGGAUGGGAUACCGCAGAGGAAAAUGAAUGUGUUUGUGACAAGACUGCCUGGCUACAAUUAGCCAAUUUCUUAAAAUGUAUAUUAAGUCCUGCAUGUGAGAAUAUGGGAGGAGGAAAGGGAGAGAGAAAGAGAAUGAGGAUUUUAAAUUAAAAUUAAACUACUGAAGCUAAAGUUAAGCCAGUGCCAUUUGAAUUGAUACUUCUUCUUUUUUAUUAAUGUUUAUGCAGAACUUAAUCCACAAGUAUAUGCAGUUUGCCCUUGGCAUACAAGCCCUCGGUGUAUGGGGCUUUAAGUUUACACGGACAGAAAGUGGCAAGGGACAAAAUGAGGAGGGAGCACACCGCCAUUCAAAUCAAUGGGACUCCAGCAUAUGCAAAAUUUGCCGUACGCAGGGGUUCCAGAACAGAUCCCUUGCAUACGGUAAGAGCAGACUGUAGCUUCAUUUAAUAUUCAAUAACCCUUCUUUAAAUCUGGACACACAGGAAACAGGUUGUAUUUUAGUACUGCAGUAAGCAGGGGGGGAAAGGUGGCUAGCAGGGAUGCCUUUAGGGAGAAAGGUUUGCUGUUUCAGGUGAAAAUCAAAGACGUGUUUCAUAGUAUAUAUUCACUGUGACAAUGAAAAGAUUACAGUUCUCAGCUUCAGGUAACAAUUCCUAGCUUGCUCUGUGUCAAACCAUGCGCCAGUUUAGAGCCAAACAAAUAUAGGGCCUAUCCAUUAUUUGAAUUCAAUACACUUUUUUUGGUAAUGCAGAUAGCAGCAGAAGGGGAACCUGAGCAGCCUCCAGAACUUGCUGAGCUGCAAAGGAGGAAUUCAACACUUUUUUCUCUCAGCUAUUUUCUGAAUAAAAAUCAAAAUAAUUAGCAGUUUUGGAAAAAGCAAUUUUUUUCAAAACUACAGCAGAGAGAGCAGGAAAAAGUCUUCAUGCCCAAUCCCCCCAACUUCUGUUGUCCAUGGGAAUCCUAUAUGACCUCUUACGUUAGUCAUCUUUACGUAUGCCUAGCUAUGUAGUAGAGGUGCUAAGAAACCCUCUGACUAAUGCAAAUGAGUAACAGGACUCCAGCUAGAGCGCUCAGUGCACACCAAUGUGUGAUGCACAUAACUGCACAAUGCUCACUGUUUGUUGUGCAUUGCGCACUGAUGCUCAUCAAUCACUGAGGUACAUUUUUAUGCACCAGUAGGCUUAGGGCAGUUUGCUGGCUCUGCUACAUAGCAGUGUAACAGCAGCCCUCUACUGGAUACCAGUGUUACACAACUGCGUGAUUCUGAAUCUCACUGUGGGAGAAAGGUGGGAUCUAAAUCCUAGAAAUAAAUAUAAAUAAAUAAAUAAUCCCUACAGAGACAAGUCCACUUAUGAAGACAUAAAGCCCCGAGAGAACUCCAGCCUACAUUUUUACAAAUGUGCAUUAACUGAAUUCACACAGUUAAUGCCAGUAUAAUUUAAACCAAUGGGACAAGUUAAUAACGACUUCAGUCCCAUUAAUUUUAAGUGAAUUUAAGUUUAACUAACUUUCCUUAUGUUGUGGCUUCUGAGUGCUCUAAGAUCAACUGCUUAAAAAUAUGACUUUACUGUUUAUUUGAAAGCACAUACACACACAUUUAUUUCAACAUUUUGACUUCUAGUAAACAUACUAGAUUUCUAAGGAACAUUCUCGUAUUGCUAAUGAGCAGAAGCCCUAAAGUUUUAUGAACAAAUUAAGAGAUUUGUAAUGAGAUAAUAUCACUUGUAACUACUUAUCCCAGGGUCACCUAUCCCAGUAUUUAUGAACCUAUAUGUCAAACGUAGAUCAUCAUAAGUACUGAACAGGAUGCUGGCAAAAAUCUUUUUAAAAUAUCUCCCACUGUUGCCAUUCCAAGUCUUGGUACUGCCUUGGUACUGCAAAUACGUUUUAAUUUUUUGAGUUUGACCAUUAAUAGAUAAAAGUUUAUCAUACAUGCAUAGUGCAGCAAGAAAACCAAAAAUGCUUAUCUGGAGGGGAAAUCCUUGUUUGAACUUUGAAUAUAAACAGUGAGACAAAAGUAAAGAUUGUAUGUGAGAGAGUGUAUAUACACAUACAUGCACAGAAGUAAGUAAGAAAGCUAGACAUUAAAAUCUAAGAACAAGUGCAGCUAUAACUGGAAAAACAAGAUUUGCUUCUUUCACUUUUCUUGUAAAUGAAGGAGACUUCUUGGAAUACUACCAACAUAUUGUCCCUUUUUAAUUACAGGACAAUGAUAUGCUAUGAUUACCUUUUUCUUUUAAACUGUUAUUGUAUUUUAAAGUAGAGUUCUCGAUUUUACCAAAGAGACAUGAUACUAAUCCUUAAGAGAAAAUAACACAGAAAAUAAAGAAAAAAAAGACAAGGGAAAUUUAGUUGUCUUAUGCUACCCUUGUAUCCCUCCAGUAAGACCUACUGAGCUCACUGGGAAUUAUUUUUGAUCAGACACAUCCAGGAUUGUGUUGUUAAUGACUCAGCAGUCAUGGCCUCAAAAUUCAUUCUCUUCUGCCACCCACUCCUUUGAUAGAUGGCUAUGUUAAAAUGGUGCUGGUGAAUCUUAUGAAGGAGAAAUGCCUCAUUGCUUAUCCGCUGCAUUUUAUUUCUUUUCUGUUAGAGAAUUCUCUUCUCUGACCUGUCGCUCCUUUGAGCUUUCUUGGUUGCCAUUAUAAACAAUGUAUAGUACAUUGGCUUUGCUUAUUUGUAUAGGGAAGGCAUGCAAAACAAAACAGGGAGAGAGAGUACACAAAGAAACCACAAUGAAAAGACUUGGCCUCAGACAUUGUCUUAGGUGUUUGACUGUUUUUAGUAUUUUUGUUAGAUAUUUGCAAAGGGAAGCCUUUUCUACAGAGGAUAAUUAAUUUCAAGAAAAAUGUCUUGAGUUUUAAGAAUAAACAUGUCUCCAAAAGAGGAGAUAGACAAUUUUAUAAAAUGUCACAACUCUCCAACAUUUGGGGUAGUGACCUUUCUUUCUUUUGUUAGGACCUUUGAAACUAGCAAGCAGCCAUUGUUUCUAAAGAACUAAGUACCCAUCUCUAUCCAUUCUCUUCGUUUCCUUCAUUUUUAAAUAGCAGAAAUCAUUAAAACUGUAAAUAUUUUGUUGCUUGAAUAAGCAUCUUCUGGGAACUUUGUAUCUAUGGUAUAUAAUCAUAGAAUUUUAUAUUUUCAUAUAAAGCUAAUUUUUUUCUAGUUUCAACUUCUUCAUAGUUUUUUUUUCCCUUUUGUGGUGGAUAUGUGAAUACAUACUUUAUGUGUAUUGAAGUAGUGAAAUACCAUCACAUUCCAAAACAAUUUUUUUAAAAUUCAACACAUAUUAUUUUCUUUGGGACAGUGAUUGUUGAUGCUGGAUUUUCUUUAAAUUCCAUUGUCAGUGUGUGCAAUAGGAAUUAGAUUUAACCAGUCACUGAAUAAGUUUUGUCUCAUUGACCCAUUGGGGAAAUGUGGUGUUUGGUUUCGGGGAGGGGGGAGUUAUUAAUUUUUUGAUUUGUUUUUCCUUUUUGUAACUUGAAGAAUUUCCUUUUUGUUAUGUUUAAAGGUAUAUCAAAACAUUCUAUUAUAGUGUUAUUUAAUAUGUAAAUUGUAUUGCUAUACAUAAAAUAAAGUAUGGUUUUUGAUGUA